Messenger RNA from Hydra vulgaris (swiftwater hydra), 1125 nucleotides. Lineage: Eukaryota; Metazoa; Cnidaria; Hydrozoa; Anthoathecata; Hydridae. The record is from RefSeq and is a predicted model, not a curated record.
AUGAAUAUUGUGAUUGCCAAGAAAUGCAUAAACAUAUUAAAAAGUGAAAGAUAUAAAAAUAUUGCAAAAGUGCGUGCAAAGAUCGAAGAAAAAGACAGAUACGCGGCUCUUGUAUUAAAAGAAGAAGGCUAUAGCAUUAGACAAAUAGCAGAAAUGCUCGGAAGUAAGGCCAAGGGUUAUGCUGAAAUACAUCCACGCAUUCUUAAAAAGUAUGCAACAUCUUUUGCAAUCCCAAUCACAAUAAUCUACAAGAAAUCUAUAUCCACGGGUGAUGUUCCAAAUUUGUGGAAAAAAUCUAAUAUAACAACAAUUUUUAAAAAAAGAAGUAAACUUCAACCAUCAAAUUACAGACCAAUAUCACUAACAUCCGUAGUCUGUAAAGUUAUUGAAAGUCUCAUACAUGAUUGUGUAAAGAAGUUUUGCACAAAACAUAAUCUUAUAUCCAAAGCUUUACAUGGUUUUGUUUCUAAGCGAGAGUGUGUCACAAAUCUUCUUGAAGCACAUGACAUACUUACACAAAGCAUGUUUCCUGCAGAUGUUAUUUAUACAAACUUUGCCAAAGCAUUUGACAAAGUUCCACACAGACGUCUGUUACACAAACUGCAAGCCUAUGGGAUUAGUGAAACCCUGCUUAAAUGGGUAAAGAAUUGGUUAACUAAUAGUUGUACACUGGAAGAAACAAUAGUGGAACAAGAGCUUGGGGUUAUUGUUUCCAAUGACUUAAAGGUCAAAACUCAAGUUGAAACAGCAGUCUCGAUUGCGAAUCAAAUGUUCAAUUGUCUCCGAAAAGCUUUUUGUAGCUGCAGACUAGUUUUAUGGAAAACACUGUACCUUGCAUACAUUUGUCCACAUCUAGAUUUUGCAGUACAGGUUUGGUCUCCUCACCUAAAAAAUAAAAUUGUGAUGAUGGAGAAAGUGCAAAGACAGGUUACAAAAAAAAUAUCUGAGAUAAAACAUUUACCAUACGAGGAAAGAUUACAAAAGCUGAAACUAACAUCGCUUGAGGAUCGCAGGAAUAGAGGUGACCUAACCAACAGUUUAAAUUUACUCAAUAGAUUGACGAACUGCUUUUUGCAGCUUAACUGGGUCAACAUAGGAGAGCCUGAUGAAGCUCUUCUUCCUUAG